Messenger RNA from Brugia malayi, 144 nucleotides. RefSeq lists its product as uncharacterized. Bases 1 to 144 code for a protein of 47 amino acids. The transcript has 2 exons. NCBI's taxonomy places the organism in Eukaryota, Metazoa, Nematoda, Chromadorea, Rhabditida, Onchocercidae. The record is from RefSeq and is a predicted model, not a curated record.
AUGUUUAAUGUGAACAAAAUACAUAGUCAAAUGCGAGUCGGUCAUUUUGAACUAAUUGUUCGACAAAUUUAUCCAUCUUCUGUAAAAAAUAGAAAUCGUGAAUCCAUAAACAUUUCUUAUUUUGGAAAUAUUGUUAUCAGCUAG